UCAACCUCUUUCUACUUACCUUCCGUCACUUUCCUUCAGACACAUUCUUUGCUCACUCAAAACCCAAAUAGCGUUUUCCACAUUGCGUUGACCCUUUCUCUGCGAUCAUACCUUCAAAUCUACUACGCCGAAUCAAAAAAUCACUCUAUCGUUUCAAUGGCUGCGACGUCUCUCUCUUCGUCUACGAUUCCAUCGCUGAAUCCUAACUCAUCGUCUACUGUUUCUCCUCUCGCUCCGCGCUCUGUCUCCGCCGUCAAAUUCCAGUUUCCACUUCGUCGGAUUCGAAUCGGAGACUUGAAGCUCUCCUCCCUAUCUUCAUCAAAUCGAUCCACUCCUCGCGCUAUUGAAGCAAAAAAGCAGACGUAUGACUCAUUUGAUGAUCUCCUUGUGAACUCUGAUAAACCUGUUCUUGUCGACUUCUAUGCGACCUGGUGUGGUCCCUGUCAGUUUAUGGUUCCGAUUCUCAGUGAAGUGAGUGCAACACUGAAAGACAAGAUCCGGGUGGUGAAGAUUGAUACUGAGAAGUAUCCGAGUAUUGCUAAUAAAUACAAGAUCGAGGCACUUCCUACGUUCAUCCUAUUCAAAGAUGGGGAACCUUGUGACCGUUUUGAGGGUGCUUUGGCGGCCAAACAACUUGUCCAACGGAUUGAAGAUUCCCUUGAAGUGAAGCCUUAGUUAUAGAUCAUGAUCUCUUUUAAUUUGUUGGUAUGUUUUUUUUUUCUACUGUCCCUGACCUGAUCAGGGCUUAGGGUUAGCCAUAGUUUUCGGUUAUUGUUCUUUGAUUUAACACGAAUGUGUGGAUUUGAGAAGAAAAAAAACUUUAUAUUUGCCAGAUUUGCAAAAACUUUGUUGUGAGUAAACAAGCACUAAUUUGCAAGCAAUAUUUUAACA
Raphanus sativus (radish) is the source of this 891-nucleotide messenger RNA. Its product is annotated as thioredoxin Y1, chloroplastic. Gene Ontology annotation, molecular function: oxidoreductase activity, acting on a sulfur group of donors, disulfide as acceptor; protein-disulfide reductase activity. Gene Ontology annotation, cellular component: cytoplasm. The record is from RefSeq and is a predicted model, not a curated record. The coding region runs from base 157 to 675 and encodes 172 amino acids. The transcript is spliced from 4 exons. NCBI's taxonomy places the organism in Eukaryota, Viridiplantae, Streptophyta, Magnoliopsida, Brassicales, Brassicaceae.